Molecule: messenger RNA, 1805 nt
Organism: Paraphaeosphaeria sporulosa
Lineage: Eukaryota; Fungi; Ascomycota; Dothideomycetes; Pleosporales; Didymosphaeriaceae
Exons: 1
Coding region: 327-1739 (470 amino acids)
Biological process (GO): amino acid transmembrane transport
Cellular component (GO): vacuolar membrane
Molecular function (GO): amino acid transmembrane transporter activity
Source: RefSeq, a predicted model, not a curated record
UCACCACAGCACCUAAUGGAUCGUGAGCUCAAAGUGAGGCCGACUUCAGGGACGCUCAGACUCGGCCUAGUUCGUCGUCUCCACGUACAGAGAUAACAAGAUGAUUUAUGUCAAAUCCAUUACUCCGGCCAGAUUGCGGGGAAACAUGCUUGCAUAUAUGUACCCAUGGGGCACCUGGGAUUGAUCCACUGAAGGAACGACAGAAAUUCAUCCUUGGAUUUUUGCGGAAACAUUGUUAGAGGAUCUUGCAUUCGCUACCGGCCUUCGACCACACCUUAUCUUUCCCCCCACACCUUCUCAGGAAUUCUCCCAGCUCCUUCCACAUAAUGGCCGACGCCAUAACCAGUGCCGGCGCUCAGCAAUACAACAAGGACCGCAAAGCAAACUACGCAGACUCGGAUGAUAUGGCGGACAACAACAUUUUUGGCGAAGUAACGGAUUCGCAGCGCAUCAAGAAGAUUGCUGCAGAGGGAGAUGCUCAUUUUCAUCGCCUCGGAUGGAAACGCCUUGCAGUCGUCACCAUCGUCGAAGCGAUCGCCCUCGGUGCGCUCAGCUUGCCCCAAGCCUAUGCGACACUAGGCAUGUUUCCCGGAGUCUUCCUCACCAUUACGCUCGGGUGCAUCUCAAUCUUCACGAGCUAUCUUGUCGGUCAAGUCAAGCUGAAGUACCCAGAGAUAGCCUCAUAUGCGGACGCUGGACGACUCUUGCUCGGCCGUGUCGGCUACGAAAUCUUUGGUGCUGCGCUUGUCUUGGAGCUACUGAUGGUUGUCGGUUCGCACGCCUUGACUGGAAGUAUCGCAUUGAUCAACCUAAACGGAGGACAUGUCUGCUCUAUCGUCUUCUCCGCAGUCUCCGCUGUUAUACUCCUCAUCCUAGCCAUCCCGCCUUCGUUCUCUGAAGUUGCAAUCCUGGGCUACAUCGACUUCGCGUCCAUUUUCAUCGCCAUCGGUAUCACGAUCAUCGCAACUGGCGUUCAGGCCACGGACUCUACCGGUGGUAUGUCCUCGGUGAAUUGGUCUGCCUGGCCCAAGGAUAACUUGACGUUCUCUGAAGCUUUUGUCGCUGUCAGCAACAUCAUCUUUGCCUUCAGCUUUGCGAUCGGCCAAUUCUCCUUCAUGGAUGAGAUGCACACUCCCAAGGAAUAUAUGAAGAGUAUCUGGACUUCUGGCGCCAUCCAGAUCACGAUUUACACCAUGACAGGCGCACUCUGCUACGCAUUCAUUGGCAUGGACGUGCAAUCUCCUGCUCUUCUUUCUGCAGGUCCGCUUGUGUCUAAGAUCGCCUUCGGCUUUGCUCUGCCAGUCAUUUUCAUUUCCGGAUCCAUAAACACGACUGUCGCACUUCGAUACAUCCACGGCCGCAUGUUCAAGAACUCCGUCUUGCGUUACAUCAAUACGGUUGCUGGCUGGACAUCUUGGAUCGUUCUCGUCAUCAUCUUCACCAUCAUUGCAUGGAUCAUUGCCGAAGCCAUCCCAAUCUUCUCUGAUCUCCUGUCUCUCGCAUCUGCCCUCUUCGUGUCUGGAUUCUCGUUCUGGAUCCCAGCUGUUAUGUGGUUCUGCCUGCUGAAGAAGGGCAGCUGGUAUGCCAAGGAAAACCUGAUCAUGAGUGCAGCAUGCAUGUUGGCUUUCAUUAUUGGCAUUGUCACACUCGGUGCGGGAAGUUAUGCAACCAUUGCGGACAUCAUCAAGCUUACGAGUACGGGAACUGCGCAUAGCCCGUUUACCUGUCGCUCAACGUAGGCAUCGUAGUAGUAUUUAGAAGUACAACACAUAAUUGAUUAUUUUAUGUUCAAAGAUUCACUAAAC